Molecule: messenger RNA, 4366 nt
Organism: Spodoptera frugiperda (fall armyworm)
Lineage: Eukaryota; Metazoa; Arthropoda; Insecta; Lepidoptera; Noctuidae
Gene: Dsor1
Product: dual specificity mitogen-activated protein kinase kinase dSOR1
Exons: 9
Coding region: 270-1481 (403 amino acids)
Biological process (GO): protein phosphorylation
Molecular function (GO): protein kinase activity; ATP binding
Source: RefSeq, a predicted model, not a curated record
CAAAACUCUCAAAGUGUAUCUGUCGCACGCAUUGGAUGUCGUUUGACAAAUUUUAGUUUUCCGAUUUUCUUUAUCAUUUACUGGUCGUUAAUAAGUAUAAUUUAAUUGAUCUUCUUCAUGUAACUUUUACAGUAUUUAUUAUUUUGUGAUUUUUUCUCUUAAGUGCUAAUUAUAAUGCAGUGACACAAGGAAUCUUAUAGAAUCCUACGUUAUUAGGGGAGACAAAAAGGACAUUUCAUGGGUUAGAAAAGAGAUCACCCUUGUCCAAGAUGAGUAAAAUGUCGAAGAACAAGUUGAAUUUGACCCUGCCACCAGGGUCAAUAGACACGGCUCCAGCGGUCACGCCAUCCAACAUGACCCCUCAGCUAAAGUCUGCCACUGCUACUGAGCGGCAGGGCUUAGCUGGGAAGUCCAAGACAAGCAUUGAGGCUUUGACGGAGAGAUUGGAGCAGAUUGAAAUGGAUGACACCCAGAGGCGCAGGAUAGAAGUGUUCCUCUGCCAGAAAGAGAAGAUCGGAGAGCUAAGCGAUGAUGACUUUGAGAAGCUGGGUGAAUUAGGUCAAGGCAAUGGCGGAGUGGUGAUGAAGGUCCGUCAUAAGUCCACUGGCCUGAUCAUGGCUCGAAAACUGAUCCACCUGGAAGUCAAGCCAGCCAUCAAGAAGCAGAUCAUAAGGGAACUGAAAGUGCUCCAUGAAUGUAACUUCGCUCACAUUGUGGGUUUCUACGGAGCAUUCUACAGUGAUGGGGAGAUUUCAAUUUGUAUGGAGUAUAUGGAUGGUGGAUCGCUUGAUCUGAUAUUGAAGAAGGCUGGACGGAUUCCUGAAUCUAUUCUAGGAACAAUAACAUCAGCGGUACUGAAAGGUCUCAGCUACCUUCGUGACAAGCACGCGAUCAUGCACCGUGACGUCAAGCCUUCCAAUAUCCUCGUGAACAGCAAUGGAGAGAUCAAGAUCUGCGACUUCGGAGUCUCGGGACAGCUUAUAGACUCCAUGGCCAACUCGUUUGUGGGGACUAGGAGUUAUAUGUCGCCGGAGCGACUCCAAGGCACGCAUUACUCGGUGCAGUCCGACAUUUGGUCCCUCGGCCUGUCGUUGGUGGAGAUGGCUAUAGGAAUGUAUCCGAUCCCGCCGCCCGACGCCAAGACCUUAGCGGCCAUAUUUGGAGGACAGAAUGAAGAUCACUCGCCCGGACAGGCGCCAAACUCUCCCCGUCCGAUGGCAAUAUUCGAGCUGCUGGACUACAUAGUGAACGAGCCGCCUCCCAAGCUGCCGGCCGGUAUCUUCUCCGACGAGUUCAAAGACUUCGUGGAUCGCUGCCUCAAGAAGAACCCUGAUGAAAGGGCCGACUUGAAAACGCUGAUGAACCACGAGUGGAUCCGCAAGGCAGACGCGGAGAAGGUGGACAUAGCGGGCUGGGUGUGCAAGACCAUGGACCUGAUGCCCUCCACGCCUAAUUCUAACGUGUCUCCUUUUUCUUCAUAAGCUGCAAGAAGUGCAUACUUUCAUCAGCGAAAAAGGGUCAAAACAUUUCCCAAGAGAAAGCGGGCGACACAAUCACCGAAGACGCUGGCGGUGAAGAAUAGCUGCCCUGAGAACACGCGAUGACAGAAAACAGUGUGUCAACUCUAGAUACCAUUGUCCAGUACCAGAACGAGCCACAGCCAGGCGAACACUCCACAUCAUUGAGACGUGAUCCUACAUCCUUGAUACAACCAUUUCAAACUUUAUUAUUGACGUCACUUCUCAACAUGGAGUAGGCAACACAUGAAGUGCUAACAUGCUUCACAAAGAGCUCAAAAUCUAUAGCGUCGUGUCUCUUUAUAUGUUGCGGUGAUAUCUGUUCGCAGAUACCACCGCGUGUGACACUCCAUGUGUACCUACUCCGUGACAUUAACAUCUAUUAGUCGUCAAUACUUCUAUUACGCUACUGGAAUUCGCAUCCAGUGUUAGAAAAAAGUAGUUCUGAUUUAUUCUACAUAUCAGGGUUAUCACGUCUCAUAUCAAAUGUUUCAUUAAUACAUUUAGUAAAAAUUCUUCGGGAGACAUCCUGUCAUCGAAUCGAAAUUCAAAAUUAAUAAUUUAAUUUAUAGAAUUGGCUAAAAUUUAAGGUAAAAUCUGUAGGGAAUUAUUGAAAACAAUGUGUUACGCUAUCGCUAUGAAGCUGCUUGAGUAGUCGACGACACAGUCAGCCUUCUAUCGACAACACAUGUCGAUUAGUAAACAAAUCGAAUAAAAGUAUCGAUAACGUAAUCGAAUCAAAGGUGUAACUGUUUCAUCGGCUACGCAUCGAAGGAGUUUGACUUUCCUUUUCAUAUACAGGCUAUAUGAUUACGAGAAAGUUGAUAAAUAAAGGUAAUGUGUGUACUGUAACCAAUAGCACGGUGUCUGAUGAUAGAUAGGGGUAUAAUACUAAAACAUAGUGCAUUCGUGGACGAACUAAUCGAGGUUUUAUAACAAAAAACGACAACUAAUCGAUAAAUGGUCAAGUAGAGUUGAUUUAACUAGUCGCAAGUCGAAAAAAAUGUUAGUAGUGUUUUGACAUAUUUUUCUUUGCUGAAAGUGCGUAAUUCAUGUCAGCUGGUACCUGUUAUUUGAAUAGUAAUCGGACGCGUUUCAUCGACGUGUCCGGAGCGUUGGAAUACUCAAACGGCCGCGUCGCCGCGGGCGUGGGACUGUUCCAAAACUCAAACGUAUCAUCUUAUAAUCUGUAAAAUAGAAUGCAUUUUUUAGAGAUUACACGAAAGAUAUAAUUAAAAAAAAAAAACGAAAAAAUAAAAAAUCGUAGGUAUGUUUUUUAUAUAAUUGACGUGAUGCACUUUUCCCGUUUGGUUUGUUGUGUUAUUUGCUUCGUUUUAGUAUGUCCGCCAUUUAUUUACCCGCCCUGUCCCGAGCACCGAGUGUAGAUAGACACAGCUACUCACUAAUGUAAUGUGUUUGCGCUGUUGAAUGUAUGAGUGAAUGGUAUAGUUCAUUCUGUAUUUGACAGGUUCAUUUAGUUCGAUCGAUUAUUCGUUAGGUUGUAGAUUUGAGCUUGCAUUUAUGCUCGUAAGCUUCAUUAUUUAACAUUGUUUUUAUUUCCCAGCGUAUGUACACCUCCUUCGCUUUGUGAUCGCUAUUAUUUGCCUGGUCUUUCUUAAGUAUUUAGAGAGUAAUGUGAUUUUAUGAUAUGUAUUGUGUGUUUCAGGGUUUGCGAAGUGUUUUGCCUUUUAUUAUACCCAGCAUUUAAUAAUUUUAUUAUUCUCAUUAAUUAGAUAAUUUGACGGUGCUUUUAUGUUAUCACUGAUGUAAGUGAACAUAUUUAAAGAAAAAAAAUUUAAAACACAAAAAAAUAUUUUCUUUUUUUAUAAGUGGUCUACUCGUGAUUGAUAAGUAGGUUUACUUAUUUUGUUUUUCAAAAAAAACUUUGUAAUCAUUUGUAUGUAGUCGUCGUGUUAGGUUAGGUUGAUCGUAUAUUAUAGGUAUUGUAUUCCAAAAUUAUGUUACCUGUAAUGAAUUUACAAUGUGAACAAUUAGAAUGGCGAGACCUCAUUCUUAAAUGAAGUAAUGUCAAUUACACGAAUGCGUUUAUGUAUGCAACGCGAACUUAUCAAGUUCCCAAGUCUUAAUAGUAAAAUGUAGGAACUACAUCAUUAUAAUUUUGUAGGCAGUUUAUUUAAUAAAGUAAAUACUUGACUCAUUUCGCUAUUAUGUUUGUUUAGGACUGAGGUUUCCCUUACUGUAUUAAUAUUUUACUGUAUUGUGAAUAGCGUGGGGCUAAUCCACUCCCAACUUUAUCUUUCAGUAUUUAAAGUGAAAAUAUGAACCUUCCAAAGACGAAAAUCGCAUAUAACAUUAUUAUAAAGCUUUUUCAGACUGUGUAGAAAUAGAAAACAAAAAUAGACGAACAAAAUAAAAAAAGAAAUUACGUUUACCUUUUUAUCGAUUAAAUAUCAACAGCCUCAGUAAUCGAAACACCAAUAUCGAUUUAUAAAAAAAUAAGUGAUAUUUUUAGACUUAUCGAUUUAAUAGUUGAGAAUAUUUUUUUAUUUAUUUUAUUUGACGAAACGUUUCCUUAUCGAAGACGCUUUUAUUAGUCAUUUUUAACAAUUUCAUUGUUUCGAGGCACAUUGUAAAAGUACUCGUUUUUAAAACUAUAUCACAAUCGAUCUCUAAGGUCUAAUAAUCGUUGUAGAAGCGAUUAUCAUGAAAAUCGAUUGUCUGUUUGUGAUAAUCGAUUUUCUGAUAACGCUCCCUUUGAAAUUUCUGCUCGGUAUAAUCAUAUCGUAAAUGGAUCCAUGAAUGUAACUCCAGUUUAUUUAUGUAAGCUUCUUCGUAAGAUACGUCUGUAGUUAGGUACGUAUGUACAAUUAAAUGUUAAUUAAAAUGAA